CGGACGUACGUCACCUUGCUCCCAGUACUACCAUCAUCAGUGCAGCUUUUGUAGCAUUAUUUUUAAGGGAUCUAGAUCAUGAUCGUACAGUGACUGGAUGGAGACGGUGUCAUCAUCUGUGGGGUCGGGAACCACUCUGAUUGACGGAACCAGACUUUUGAUUUGUCUGGGGUCAUCCAUCUGCUGAGGGGGUACACCUAUGACUUCACAUUGACUUGCUUAGUCGAGCGUUUCAUUUUACUCGUGGGGUCUUUGGCUUCACUGAAGACUAUCCCCCACAGUUUGUAUUUUGUGUUGCCGUUUUCCCAUCAUAAUCACUGAAUUCCUUGGCCUAUUAUUUCUUUUCCGGGGUUGAUCAUCUGUCAUAUGAAGGGGGGUCCGUUUACCUUCUCUGUCACCGCCGGUGCUGGGCGGCCGACAAUCGCCACAUUCCACGGGUAUUCCUUUUCGAUAAAGGGAGAUUAUUGUCGUGCGGGUUUCCACGGUGUCAAAACACGAAGGGUUUAAUAAUCAGGUAUCGAACACGUUUUUGUUAGUCUGUCAGUCCACCGCGAGGGGAGAGCCACCGAGCCUUUUGAGAGUGAAGAAACUCCACGGUGUUGUUGGAAUUUGAGUGCUGGCACAACACAUCAGUGCAAGAACCGAUUAGAAUCACUGCCAAUGAUCCGCUAUAGCCGGAUUAAAAACUGAUUUACAUCCUUUGGAGCUGGGAGAGAGGUAAAAGCGCCAGCAGGAGAAAAACUUACAAACUUAAUUUCGCCAUGGAUGGAAUCGUCACUAAACCGAAUAGCGUGCACUGGAAGCGACCGUCCUGGUACCGCAGACGGACGGGUCUGGAGCGCCGUUUACUCUGGCUGUCAGUUCUGCUGGGUUUCGUGGCGAUAUCUUUAGUUGCCGUUCUUAUGAACGAGUUGUUGACAGACAAGAAAGUUUCAGAAAGAGUUAUUAUUCCAGACCUAUCCGCACAGUGUGCUGAACAGAAGGUGUGUCUAACAGAAGGCUGUGUUGAAGCAGCCGCUGGUUUACUCGUCAACAUGAACACAAAUGCCGACCCAUGUGAAGACUUCUAUGAGUACGCGUGUGGCGGCUGGGUUGCGAGUCGAGUCAUUCCAGAGGAGGAGAGCAAUCUGGAUGUUUUGAAGGAGCUGACGAACAGGCUAGAAUUAAAAUGCAGAGGUCUUAUUUCGAGUAAGGUGAAAGAGGAUGAUCCACCCUCUAAUGUAAAAGCAAAACACCUGUUUCAGGCCUGCAUGAACGAAGACAAAAUAAACGAAAGAGGGUACGAACCGCUCCGAGCUAAGAUCAAACUAUGGGGCGGCUGGCCGCUUAUGAAUGAUUCGUCGUUUGACGAAUCCACGUGGAAUUUGGAAGAUUUCCUCGCGAAGAUUGUGAUGGAAACCGGCGGGAAUUAUCUCAUCCGUACGUACAUAGGCGUGGAUCCACAAAACUCUGGCGAGUAUAUAAUGUUCAUUUCUCAGCCAACAUCAGUAUUAAACAGGAAUGACUACACGGUCGCCAACUUUUCCCAUAGGAAUGUUGUAACAUAUCGAGAAUAUAUCGAGGCCGUUGCCAUAGAGUUGAGCUCAGGGAGCGAUGAUGAAGUGCGCCACCAAGUGGAUGAGCUCCUUCACUUUGAGGCAGCGCUAUCAGGGAUACAGAUCCCAGUGAAUACGAUUAAUGCAGCUACGAUGUACCGAAGGCUGUCAACCAAAGACUUACUACGGGAAGCUCCUGAGAUUGAUUGGGAGAGAUAUUUCGGCAAUAUCGUCAACCCAAACCUUAAAGAAACGGAAUUAGUUGGAACGUUUACCAUGGACUACAUGAAGAGGUUAGGACCCCUCCUGGAGGCCACGCCCACAAGAACAAUAGCGAACUUCUUAAUGUGGAUGUUGGUUAAGGACAGCAUGGCAUUACUUGGGAGGAAACCCCGAAAGCUCGGCGAGGAGUUUGCCUAUCAGGUCAUGGGGGAGCAAGCCGAAAAGGCCCGCUGGAAGCAGUGCUUCUCAUUAGUCAAACACUACAUGAACAACGUCAUGUCUGCACUCUUCGUGGAGGAGUACUUCGAUGAACAAAGCAAGUUUAUGAUGACUGAUUUGCUUCACGACAUACGGGAAAUUCAGCUCGAAACGUUGAACCAGACGGAUUGGAUGGACGAGUCUACAAAAGCUAAGUCCAUUGAAAAAGCACUUGCGGUCCGUGAGCUAAUCGGCUACGCUGACAAAGUUAAGAACCAGACACUGCUUGAGUUGGAAUACGAAAACAUGAUAAGUACGCCAGAUAGUCAUUUUGAAAAUGUUUUUGCGGCUAUGAGGAAUUACGUCAGAGUUUCCUUAGGAUCGUUCAGAAGGCCAGUUGAUUUUUCAAGAUGGCCAGAUAAACUUACAACAUUCCGAGUCAGCGCCUUGUACGAGUAUGCAUUGAACAGAAUAACAUUUCCGGCAGGGAUUAUUCAGCACCCAUUUUUCAAUAGCAAAAAUCCUAGAUCAAUGAAUUAUGGAGGCAUUGGAUUUGUAAUUGGUCAUGAACUCAUGCACGGAUUCGACAACACAGGUCGGUCGUUUGAUAAAAGCGGCAACCUGGAGAAGGUGUGGUCAGAUGGUUCAAUACAGGCGUUCCAUGACAAGACGAGUUGUCUCGUGGAGCAAUAUUCAAACUACACAGUCGAUCAAGUCGGAAGGAAGGUGAAUGGAAAACAGACGUUGGGUGAAAACAUCGCCGAUAACAGUGGUCUAAUGCAAGCCUUUCGGGCAUACCGUAGAUGGGUGGCCCGCAACAGGGCAGAGGAAGCCCCACUUCCAGGAAUAAACGUAACUCACAAUCAACUAUUCUUCCUCAACUUUGGCCAGAUCUUCUGUUCAAUACAUCGUGACCAGUCCAUUAUUCACACGUUACAGUCAAAUAAACACUCGCCGUCAAAAUUUAGAGUUUUAGGGUCUGUUACGAAUUCGCAUGCGUUUGCUGAAGCUUUCAAGUGCAAGUCAAAUUCACCGAUGAAUCCAGAGGAAAAGUGUUCUGUCUACUGAACAUCAGCGGUGACUGUUUGUAUUUUGUAUUAUAAACUAAAUCGGGACCAAUGUAAUGGUAAAUUGUCAAUAGGGCGCCACCACUCGGCAGGCUGAUUCAACUCCUUACCUCUCCUCUGUGGAUUUUUAAAAGGAUAUGAUGCCAUGAUUACGCACUUCCUUUUCAAAUACUAACUAAAUGUUAAGGUUUUUACCACCGUUACCCAAUACCUCUGAGUUUCAUUAUUUAUGUCAUUUAUUAUUAGUCUAUAAUGUUGACUUUCUUAUUGAAACAACUUGAUAACUAUAUUUCAAAAACUAAACUAAGGUCGCAGUAAGGCUGGGCGUUGAUGUCUAACCUCGUCCCCGGUGUGUGUCGAGCGGUUACAAGGUUGACUGCUCUCACCC
Messenger RNA from Asterias rubens (European starfish), 3410 nucleotides. Its product is annotated as neprilysin-4-like. Gene Ontology annotation, molecular function: metalloendopeptidase activity. The record is from RefSeq and is a predicted model, not a curated record. NCBI's taxonomy places the organism in Eukaryota, Metazoa, Echinodermata, Asteroidea, Forcipulatida, Asteriidae. Gene Ontology annotation, cellular component: plasma membrane. The transcript has 21 exons. Gene Ontology annotation, biological process: protein processing. Bases 762 to 3023 code for a protein of 753 amino acids.